Messenger RNA from Nelumbo nucifera (sacred lotus), 540 nucleotides. RefSeq names its product early nodulin-like protein 6. The record is from RefSeq and is a predicted model, not a curated record. Gene Ontology annotation, cellular component: plasma membrane. NCBI's taxonomy places the organism in Eukaryota, Viridiplantae, Streptophyta, Magnoliopsida, Proteales, Nelumbonaceae. Gene Ontology annotation, molecular function: electron transfer activity.
AUGGCUUCUCUUUUCAUGGUCUCUUCUUGCAAAGUCUUUCUCGUGCUUAUCCUCGUCUCUUACUCUCUAUUCCUCGAUGUGAAGUCAAAUGAAUUUGAUGUUGGUGACGAUGAAGGUUGGGUUGUUCCUCCAUCAAAAAAUGAGCAAAUGUACAACAAAUGGGCAUCUCAUAACAGGUUCCAAGUCAACGACACAGUGCGUUUUAAGUACAAGAAGGAUUCAGUUAUGGUGGUGAGUGAAUCGGACUAUGACAAAUGCCACUCGACUCAACCUAUCUUCUUCUCCAACAAUGGGGAUACAGAAAUCACACUUGACCAUUCAGGCCUGUUCUAUUUUAUCAGUGGAGUCUCCGGGCACUGUGAGAAGGGACAGAAGAUGAUCAUAAAGGUGCUAGAGGAGCCCAAGAACGACUCCCCGCCUAGCAACCAGAACGGAACGAGCAGUUCACCAGAUCAAAAUGGUGCAGUUGCAAUGGCUGGCUUCCCCGCUUUGACACUUGCACAGUUCAUCUUGUCAGUCAUUGGGCUCUUCUUUGUCUAG